CUUGUUAUUUCUUCCAAAAACGUAUAUUUAAAACAAAGUUAAAAUAAUUUUUAAUUGAAAAGUCAGUAUACUCAUUUAAAGAAUAUUUUGAGGUAACUUAGUUCAUCCAACAAUUUAGUAGUUAAUAUGACAUAUUGUAAAUAGUAGCAGAAUUGUAAAAUCAUUUCAAUAACAUUUUGAGGCAAACUGCUUUAUUUAAUGAUUUAUGUAAUCACUAAAUGGAUAUUGUAAUGUAAUGGUUGACGCUAUUCUGUAUUUAUACUGUAUGUGUACAUUGUAUGAGUCUUGAAUAAAGUUGAAUUGAAUUGAAUGUUUGUUUUUGUUAAAUUUUUGUGUUUGGAGAAAUGUAGAGGUAAAACACGGAAGUACAACAAAGCAACGCACCAGCUGAACGGGCGGCGAGACUCUGCAAUUAGGGAUGAGCAUCGAUAGUCGAUGUUUUCCUUUCGAUAUUCGAUGUUUUUGCCAUCGAUGGUGAGCUAACGAUGUUUAUCGUACAUCAAUGUUUUGCAUCGAUGUUAUUAGAAUUUUACUGUACACGAUAUUUUUCAGUUUUAUAUUGCUAUAGUAUUAUAGCCUCAUAUAAAACGGAAUUGUUAGUUUUAUUUUUACCACUUUGAAAGUUUAAAAAAAUAAACCCCCAACGCUCAAAACAAUAACUAAUUUUGUUAGUACGCUAUUGGAGUGGAGAUUCUCGUAGGACCCGGACCCGACUGUACUCUCUGUCUGUACUGUACAAUACACUCUACACUGGCGCUCGGCGAGCGAGCGAGUACUGACUUGAGCGAUUGUGUAUGUGACUGUACUGUGUUCCCGCGUUUCUUUGUCUAUUUCUAAGGAGAAUGAGAGAAAGGUCUCUCAUUCCAGCCGCAUUCGCAACGUAAUAACAUAACCUAAGUUACAGUUACUGUCUGUAUGUACUGUGACUACUCAGACUGCUCAGUUUUGUGUUGUUUAAAGUUAGUCGUGUUAGUGUUUAGUUCGUGUUAAUGUUAGUGUGUUAGAAAUUAGUUGUUUACUUACUGUCGUAUUAGUGACAGUGCGCUGCCAAUCACAUACGAUUAUUAGAGACUGUUAAAUUCUGUAGCUGUUGAUACUAUUUGUAAAUAUUAAAAUGCCAUCUAAAAGUGCUUUGUGGCAGCAUUUUGUGCGAAACGCUGACCAAAGCGGUACUUGUCGGCAUCCAAAUAUUUUCUCUGUAUUUAAAAAAUCUAUUGAAACAAAAAUCGAUUCCAGUAAGCCUAAACAGCCUAAACUUGUUAAUAAGGUAGACAACAUACAAGGCCCUUCAACAUCAUCAGGUUCAUUAACACAUUCGGUUUCAUUAAAGGAUGAUGUGACAGCAGCUAGUGGGUCUAUUGAAAGUGUUAAGGAAUGUCAACCAAGCUUGUCAUCAUCUAUUUGUCCAGUGGGGGCUACACGAAAAGACCCACACCAUAGGCCCUAUCAAGCAACGAUAGCGAAUGCAUUCAAAAAGAUUGAGUCUUUUAGAGAAGGUGGUGACAGAAACCAAAAAAAUAACCCAAGCUAUUUUGUAUAUGAUUUGCAAAGACUGCCAGCCUUUUUCAAUUGUUGAGCACACUGGCUUCAACAAACUAAUGAAAACUGUAGCUCCUCACUAUAAAGUGCCGAGCAGGUUUACGAUCAAAAGACUUAUUAAUGAUAAGUUUGAGCUAAUUGCUUCUAUCAUGAGAGAAAAACUUAGUAAAAAGAAAUGCACUUUAACAACAGAUAUUUGGAUGGAUCCCCAAACCCGUAGUUUUCUAAGUUUAACGGUACACUUUUAUGACGAAGACCAAGACAAGUUAAUAUUUAGUGGGACAAUCGGAGUUUUUAUGUUAGAAGAGCGACACACGGGACAAAAUAUUGCUAAUGAGUUGAAGUUAAUUUGUUUGGAAUGGAAUAUUUGUGAAGAGGAUGUCAUCGCCGUUGCUACAGAUAACGCAGCGAAUAUAACACUUGCUGUGGAAAUUGCGUUUGGUAAAAAUAGGCACAUACCUGGUUUUGCCCACACUUUAAACUUAGUUACGGAGAAGGGGAUUGAGCUCAGUAACGAUGCAACUGUCUUGAUUGGUAAAGUCAAAUCAAUUGUGACAUGGUUCAAACACAGUGGUGUUGCAAGUGACGAGUUGAGGAAAUUAACAGACAAAAGACCAGUUCAAUCUGUACCCACCAGGUGGAACUCGGUUUUUUAUAUGAUAGAAAGAUUUUUAGAGAUCCGGCCUUUUGUAAAUCAAGUUGUCAAUCAACACGCCAGUGCACCGCCUAUGCUUAGUGCUGUGGAAAUUGAAAUGUUCUCAGAUAUUGUUGAUGUGUUGCGCCCUCUGGAAUCCGCAACAUCUGAGAUUAGUGGGCAAUAUUAUGUUACAGGAAGUUUGGCAAUUCCAAUUGCACACAUAACUAAGCAAAAGCUUGAUUGUUUGGACCCAAAAACUAAUGCAGGAAAAGAGUUCCACAAACAAAUUUUGAAACAAUUCAAUACAAGAUUUGGUAAUAUUGAGCAAGUCCAUCUUUUGGCUGUUGCUACCAUCUUAGACCCCCGCUUCAAAAAAAUGUACUUUGAAAAUCAUGUAGCAUAUUCAAAGCAUAUUGGUUUUAUUGAUAAAAAAAUAAAAAAUAUGGACAAGGAACUGUCUGCAAAGCGAUUGGCAACCGAUUCGUCCUCCUCCGACUCUGAAUUGGAGCAGAGGCCAAAGGGACUAUUCUUUGAUCAUAACAAGACGAUCCAGAAGAAAUGGAGGAAACCAGAUGACAACAACAAAAACCUGGGUGGAGAACCUCGAAGACUACAUCCAGAGCUUUCAUUGUAUUUAGGUAAGCCUGCGUGUUUUCUUUGUUUUGUUUUAUAUAAUUAAUAUAUACUCUCCAGCAUAUUUUGUUUACUUCUGUAAAAUGUAAAAGAAACGUUGGUUGAAGUACGGUAAAAAAUAAAUUGUACAAAGUUUUACAAUAAGUCACUUAUAUACAAAUACGUCAAAACAACGUACAAUUUUAAUAUCAGUACAAUGACAAUACAAUUAUACAGAUAUUUACAAAUAUUGUCAUUGUAUGUUGUUUUGACGUAUUUGUAUAUAAGUGACUUAUUGUAACAACACGUAACAUGCUAAUCAAAAAAUUAUUUAGUUUUACAAUAGUAAUUUGGUUUUCAGGUGCCCCCGCUGAAAAAAUUCAACAAAUACCCUUGCUAUUCUGGAAGCAGAUGGCCAGUACCUAUCCACUACUAGCAGAAUUGGCCAAAACCUAUUUGAUUACAAUGGCCACGUCAGUUCCAUCUGAGCAUCUGCUUUCCAAAGUGGGACAGAGAGUUACCAAAGCCCGAAACAGACUAGAGGGGAAAAUGAUUUCCAAAGUGGUUUUCCUUCAUUCUAUUGAAGAUACGCUAUGGAGCUGGGAAUGAUUUUGUGUAGGCCUAUCCUAUAGCCUUUGUAAUAUGUAUUAAUAACUUGACAAAAUUAAAUACUUUUUUUAUAACGUUUGAUUUAAAUUUAUUGUGUGUAUAAUUGUGGUUUACCUAUCCUUUUAUACGAAACUACAGAAUUAUUACUAAAACAUUGAUGUUUGGAUCCGAUGUAAUUUUUUUACAAUAUAUCAAAGUUUUUAUAAAAACAUCGAUGUUUGGGUCCGAUGUUCAUCGAUGUUUAGAGGUCGAUGUUUUCCACACAUCGAUGGUCAUCAUCGAUGCUCAUCCCUAUCUGCAAUCGCGUUAUCUACUAGACCGCUCGACUUUGACCUCUGACUGAGGGUGGGGAGGGGUUUGC
This is a messenger RNA of Homalodisca vitripennis (glassy-winged sharpshooter), 3758 nucleotides long. Its product is annotated as zinc finger BED domain-containing protein 4-like. The record is from RefSeq and is a predicted model, not a curated record. The transcript has a single exon. The coding region runs from base 1464 to 2855 and encodes 463 amino acids. NCBI's taxonomy places the organism in Eukaryota, Metazoa, Arthropoda, Insecta, Hemiptera, Cicadellidae.